Ctenocephalides felis (cat flea) is the source of this 846-nucleotide messenger RNA. RefSeq names its product solute carrier family 2, facilitated glucose transporter member 6-like. Bases 142 to 846 code for a protein of 234 amino acids. Gene Ontology annotation, biological process: transmembrane transport. The transcript has 5 exons. Gene Ontology annotation, cellular component: membrane. Gene Ontology annotation, molecular function: transmembrane transporter activity. The record is from RefSeq and is a predicted model, not a curated record. NCBI's taxonomy places the organism in Eukaryota, Metazoa, Arthropoda, Insecta, Siphonaptera, Pulicidae.
UCUGAGGAUAAAGAAGAUAAUAAUCCAAGUCGUGUAGAAAAUGGAGUAGUGGUAACACCAAGUAAUACAGAACUGGAUGAUAAUGGAGUUGGCUUCUACAGAACGCUGCUGCCACAGGUGUUGGCGAGUACAGCAAAAAAUAUGUUACUAUUCGACUUGGGUAUGGCUGUGGCAUUUCCUACGAUAGUAAUACCAGAUCUUAUGGGAGAAGAUAGCUCCAUUCGAUUAAAUAUAGUUCAAAUUUCUUGGUUUGGAAGUUUAGCAUACAUCUGCCAACCUUUGGGAAGCCUGGCAUCAGGCGUUUUUCUGGAAGCUUUAGGAAGAAAACGAGCAAUGUUAUUAGUUACUCUGCCCCAUAUAGCCGCCUGGAUAAUCAUGUUUUUUGCUGGAAAUCAAGCCAUGCUUUUUACUGGAGCUGUUCUUCUUGGUCUUGGGGUUGGCUUCAUGGAAGCUCCUAUAUUGACUUAUGUUGGAGAAAUAUGUCAGCCACGGUUUAGGGGUAUUUUAACAGCCAUGGCAGGCGUUUCGGUACUUUUGGGUGUUUUUCUCACUUAUCUUCUGGGUACCACUUGGCAUUGGCGCACUGUUGGUGGAGUUUUGUCCAGUGUUCCGAUCAUCACAUUUUUUGCCAUCUGUUUUAUUCCUGAAACUCCUAUGUGGUUACUAUCGAAAGGCAGGCGAGAAGAUGCUUUAAAAUCACUAUGCUGGUUAAGAGGUUGGGUUACUCCAGAUAAAGUAGAAAAGGAGUUCCAAGAAAUUGAACAAUAUGCCAAAACAAUAAGUCAAUGUACUGAAUGCCGUAAAAAACGUUUGCAAGAAGCUUGUCCACAUGGAGGAGUCAAGUGA